This is a messenger RNA of Nematocida ausubeli, 753 nucleotides long. RefSeq lists its product as uncharacterized. The record is from RefSeq and is a predicted model, not a curated record. NCBI's taxonomy places the organism in Eukaryota, Fungi, Microsporidia. Bases 1 to 753 code for a protein of 250 amino acids. Gene Ontology annotation, cellular component: nucleus. The transcript has a single exon. Gene Ontology annotation, molecular function: RNA polymerase II cis-regulatory region sequence-specific DNA binding; DNA-binding transcription factor activity, RNA polymerase II-specific. Gene Ontology annotation, biological process: mitotic cell cycle; positive regulation of transcription by RNA polymerase II.
AUGGAUGAACAUAGCAACAGCCAUGAAGAAAAGGAGAUAAACAACUGCGCGCCUGAAGAAAAAGAAGAACUGCAGGUGAAGGGCCCGUGGACACGUGACGAGGACGACAGGCUUCGGAUGCUGGUCAAGGCAUUUGGGCCCAAACGGUGGACCUACAUUGCAAAAAAAUUAGGAGGAAGAGUAGGCAAGCAGUGCCGUGAGAGAUGGCACAACCAUCUUGACCCAAACAUAAUUAAGACGCCAUUUACUGCAGAGGAGGACAGUAUAAUACUGGCCCUGCACACGAAAUAUGGGAACAAGUGGUCAGACAUUGCUAAGCACUUGCCAGGACGAACAGACAACGCAAUUAAAAACCACUGGAAUAGCAGUAUGCAAAAGAAAGCACUGAGGGCAAAGAGAGCCAAUAGUAUAUCUGGCGACUUCAUAGCGGCCCAUGCAGAGUUUAAAGAGGAGGAAGGGUACGCCAGCCACGGGGUAUCACCAAAAAAAGGAUGGGUGCGCAGAAGGACAACCUCAAUGUUUAUUCCGCAGCCUGACAGCGGGAAUCUUCUUAAUGCGCUAGCGCAGUCUGCGUACAAUGAGCUGCUGAAAACAAAACAGAUGUAUUAUAGCAAAGGAGCUCCUUCUUUGCAAAAUUGGAAUAUUCCGCUGCAGGAUAUACAAAAUGCAAGCACUGACCGAAACAAAAAGAAUUCUUCGGACGAGGAGGAGGUUAUGGAAGGACUGGUUUUACUGGCAAGUGGUGAAAAAUAA